Mus pahari (shrew mouse) is the source of this 852-nucleotide messenger RNA. It is a transcript of the gene Abracl, whose product is annotated as ABRA C-terminal like. The transcript has 3 exons. Gene Ontology annotation, biological process: regulation of actin filament-based process. Bases 234 to 479 code for a protein of 81 amino acids. The record is from RefSeq and is a predicted model, not a curated record. Lineage: Eukaryota; Metazoa; Chordata; Mammalia; Rodentia; Muridae.
UCCUCCUAGGCGUGUCCCGGGAGAAUGGGCGGCCCCUUUCCAGACAGCACUUAGACUUAUUUGCCCCCCACGCCUCUCCUUGUCCCCUCCCUCCUCCACUGCAGCCUUUCUCUGAGCCCGGGCCACUUCCUUCUUCUGCUAGUUCCUCCCCAGGGCGCGGAAGCCGAGUACAGGGUUCAGACCCACGCGGCAGCAGCUCUUCCGUGAAGAAGGAAGCAAUCGGAGAGUCAGCAAUGAAUGUGGAACAUGAAGUUAACCUCCUAGUGGAGGAGAUUCAUCGCCUGGGUUCCAAAAAUGCUGAUGGAAAAUUAAGUGUGAAGUUUGGGGUCCUCUUCCAGGAUGACAGAUGUGCCAAUCUCUUUGAAGCAUUGGUAGGAACUCUGAAAGCUGCAAAACGAAGGAAGAUUGUUACAUACACAGGAGAACUACUUUUGCAAGGUGUUCAUGAUGAUGUUGACAUUGUACUGCUGCAAGAUUAAUGUGGUUUGCAUGGCUUGGUGUAUCUGGUAAACUGGAAUAAUUAAGUUAAAAAACAAACAUGAGCUUCCUUAUGUAUUUUUGUAGAACUUUGUAAACAAAGGGGGGGGGCUUGUUGAGAAGUCCUGUUUUUAUACCUUGAAGCAAAACAUUACAAUGUAAAAUAAACAAAACCUAUUAUUUUUCUUAAGAAGGUAAUUGGGAAAUGUAGGUAAUGAAACAUUUUUGGAGGUGUGAAAAAGCUUUUGUUCUCUUAAACCAUUCCUAAGACAAUUUCUAGGCCACUUGACAUUCUGUCAAAGCAAAAAGCUAACUGAAGACCAGCUGCCAUGAAAAAUGUUGUUUAUGGAAUAAAAACAAUGUAACUAUCCUUAA